Molecule: messenger RNA, 1286 nt
Organism: Macadamia integrifolia
Lineage: Eukaryota; Viridiplantae; Streptophyta; Magnoliopsida; Proteales; Proteaceae
Product: expansin-A11-like
Exons: 3
Coding region: 107-880 (257 amino acids)
Biological process (GO): plant-type cell wall organization
Cellular component (GO): extracellular region
Source: RefSeq, a predicted model, not a curated record
UAUAUAUAUAAGCCCUUAAAUGUUUAGAUAGCAGAAUCCCAAACCUCAUCCUAGCUAAUCUCUUAUCAGUACUACAUUGUCUUGGAAGCUAGCUAGGUAUAGAGCAAUGGAGAAGAUGAGCAUCGUUCUUGCCUUCUUGGUUUCAUUGGGUUUCUUCUAUCAAUCCAAUCAAGUCGCGGCGUAUAACGCUUCUGGAUGGACCAAAGGUCAUGCCACCUUCUAUGGGGGUAGUGAUGCCUCCGGAACAAUGGGUGGUGCUUGUGGUUAUGGUAACUUGUACUCGAGUGGUUAUGGGACUAGGACCACAGCUUUAAGUUCUGCCUUGUUCAAUGACGGUGCCUCUUGUGGGCAAUGCUUCAAGAUCAUUUGUGACUACAAGUCAGACCCAGAAUGGUGCAUAAAGGGGAAAUCGGUGACUGUCACUGCCACCAAUUAUUGUCCACCGAAUUACGAUGAGUCCAGUGACAAUGGUGGCUGGUGCAAUCCUCCUUUGAAGCAUUUUGACAUGGCUCAGGCUGCUUGGGAGAAGAUUGGCAUCUACAAAGGAGGGAUUAUCCCUGUUAUUUACCAAAGGGUCUCAUGUAAGAAACAUGGUGGAGUAAGGUUCACUAUCAAUGGGAAAAACUACUUUGAACUAGUGUUGAUAUCCAAUGUGGGAGGGAGUGGAGCAAUCAAGGCUGCAUCGAUCAAAGGUUCGAAAACCGGGUGGUUGUCGAUGUCGAGGAACUGGGGGGCUAACUGGCAAUCCAACUCCUACCUCAAUGGCCAGACUCUCUCCUUCAAGGUCACUACUGAUGAUGGAGUCACACUUCUCUUCACUGAUAUAGUCUCUUCAAAUUGGGAAUUUGGUCAGACCUUCUCUAGCAAAGUACAAUUCUAAGUUCAAAAGGCUUAGAAUUGGUUCAAUGUUUGGCAGAGGCGUGCUUGUUUUUUUUACAGAAGCAGCCCGCCUAUCCAUCCAUCCAUCCAUCUUGAAAAGAAUUCAUACAUACAAUAGGACAUGGAGAUCAUAUGAGCAUGCUUAUACCGAAUUGGAAGGUGAUCAAAACCAAUAAAGGCAAUAUUUUCUACUUAAUUGAUCUUUUUUGUAAGUGGGUUGUUGUUAGUUUGUUAGGCUUGUAUGUUGUUGAACCCAUCAACUCAAUUAGAGCCUAUCUGAUCAUGUUACUAGCUAGGUUGAUUCUGAAAUUUAUUCCACUAAGAGAAGGAACAUAUAUAAUUGUAGAUCCUCCAUUAAUACUGGUUUUUCCUUUAAUUUUUACCUUAUAUUACCAUUAUCUCAAUGU